CAGAUUUCUCGACAUUGUAAAAUGUCAACGUCUAUGGAUUCUAACCUCAUAAAUUCUGAAUUUAUACUUGUGAAAAACAAGAAAUUACGCAAAAAUAAGACAAUAAAACCAAAUAAUUUGUCACAGGUUUCCCAUUUUGAAAACAAUACUAUCGAUUCUAUUAUAAGGCGAAUUAAAUCAGCUAAGCAAGAAAUAAUCGUUUCAGACUUUUAUAAGUCAGUUAAAGCAUCUACUCGUGAAGCCUUAAGUCUUCUUAUUCCCUUAAAGCCUACAGAAAUAGUCUGUUUUGGACUGGGUAAAGUUGGUGAGUGCACUAGUGCUCGUUAUCAACUAGCUCUGUUACUGUGUUUGAAAGACUUCUUCGAUGUAAAAGCCUGUAUAUACGACCCUGUUUUUACAUCAAAUGAUGUAGACAUACUAAAACAUUUUAAUUGCUUAGUUUUAUCUAACAAUUCUGAAGCAAAGUAUAGAAUCUCAUCCUCAGAAAGCUUAACAUUAUUUUACUUACCCCAUUGUCCAAAGCAGCUAUCAAAUAAUUUAUUGUGGGCCAAUUGGGGCCUAGAGCUUAACUGUUGUAUCAUUAUAGCCAACAGUUUCACUAAAAUACUUGAAACAAACCCCAGUAGAAUUCUUCAGGGGUCUGCCAAUUUCAUAUCAAAAAUUGUACCAUAUACACUGGAAUUGGCUUUGAUAAACACGUUUAAAUACCAAGACAUUUUCAAUGACCUAUCUCUUCAUAUUUUUCCAAAUACAAAAUUAUAUUUGAUUUCUAAAGAAUUUUGGGAAGAUCGAGACGAACCUAAAUAUACCGAUAACGACAUUGAAUUUAUUACAAAAGAAAUGGCUGAUUCCCUAAAACUUUAACUAAUCAAAGCCCUUUAUUCUUCAGAGAAGGGUUUUACAAGAAGAAAUGAAUUACUCGUCGCCUGCUAUGCAAACUCUACGUCGUUUAAUGUCUGAAAU
This is a messenger RNA of Agrilus planipennis (emerald ash borer), 963 nucleotides long. RefSeq names its product SRR1-like protein. Gene Ontology annotation, biological process: microtubule-based process. The transcript has 2 exons. Bases 22 to 864 code for a protein of 280 amino acids. The record is from RefSeq and is a predicted model, not a curated record. Gene Ontology annotation, cellular component: nucleus; cytoplasm. NCBI's taxonomy places the organism in Eukaryota, Metazoa, Arthropoda, Insecta, Coleoptera, Buprestidae.